GCAGCAGCAUGGCGUUCUUGUUUGGCCGCAGCAAGGCCAGGUCCAACCAGGAGUUGACCCGGUCGACCAAAGAUUUGAUACUGAAGCUAAUUGCUGAGGACAAGCCUUCACAAAAGGUAUCCGACCACUACGACCCAAGCGCACUGGACUGGGCUGACGACGGUCAGAUCGAGGAAGAAGUGGCACGGAAUCUUGGCCAAAUGAAGGUCAUCCUCCAAGGCACGCCCGAACUCGACGUCAGCCCCGACCAGGUAUUCCAGCUGGUGAACCUCCUCGUUACCGAAGAUCUUCUACGAGUUCUCGCCGAAAACAUCCACCUUCUACCCUUCGAAUCGCGCAAAGAUACCCAAACCAUCAUCUCCAACGUCCUGCGAUACAAGCAACCGGGCGAAGACCAACCAAUUGCCCUUCAAUACAUCAUCACUACCCGCCCCGAAGUCAUCAUUGCGCUUUGCAAUGGCUAUGAUCGUCGCGAAAGUGCUAUGCCCUGUGGAGGAAUCUUAAAAGAGGCCUUGAAACAUGAUGCUGUCACAGCACUAAUUCUCUACGACGAACCAAGUCUACACGGCCAGCCUCUGGAUCUUGGCAGCAUUGAUACAGAUCAGCCUGCCUCGGGCCAGGGUGUGUUUUGGAAGUUCUUUGAUUGGAUCGACAAGAGUUUGUUCGAAGUCAGCACCGAUGCUUUCGACACUUUCCGCCCUAUGGUCGCUAAGUAUAUCGACACCAACUUCGACCAAUUCUUCGACAAGUACAACAACAUCCUCAUAAAAUCAGAGAGUUAUGUUACCAAGCGCCAAUCAAUCAAACUGCUUGGUGAAGUUCUGCUGGACCGCCAAUUUUACGAAAUCAUGACCCGCUAUGUCGAGUCUGGCGACAACCUCAAGCUUAUAAUGUGGCAGCUCAAGGACGAUCGCAAGAUGGUGCAGUAUGAGGCUUUCCACGUGUUCAAAAUCUUUGCUGCGAAUCCCAACAAAUCACCCGACGUCAAGCGACUAUUGACCAUGAAUCGUCAACGCCUGUUGGAUUUCUUGCCAAACUUCUUAGCCGAUCGUACAGAGGAUGACCAGUUCUCGGAUGAGAAGAGUUAUCUGAUCAAGCAGAUCAAGUUGUUGCCUCAGACGCCGAGUCAGCAACCGCGAACUGCAAGCCAGGAAUCAUCGAGA
Molecule: messenger RNA, 1163 nt
Organism: Aureobasidium vineae
Lineage: Eukaryota; Fungi; Ascomycota; Dothideomycetes; Dothideales; Saccotheciaceae
Source: the annotation of a GenBank genome assembly